Anguilla anguilla (European eel) is the source of this 3873-nucleotide messenger RNA. RefSeq names its product coiled-coil domain containing 13 (gene ccdc13). Lineage: Eukaryota; Metazoa; Chordata; Actinopteri; Anguilliformes; Anguillidae. The coding region runs from base 780 to 2846 and encodes 688 amino acids. The record is from RefSeq and is a predicted model, not a curated record. Gene Ontology annotation, cellular component: centriolar satellite. The transcript is spliced from 16 exons. Gene Ontology annotation, biological process: cytoplasmic microtubule organization; non-motile cilium assembly.
UAAAAGUUUUUCUUGAAUUAAUUCAAAUGCCUCACAUUUAAUUUAUACUGUGAUUCACAGUAUAAGUGAUUCACAAACUUCAAAUCCAGUGUAUUGGAAGGUGGAUGUCAUCAUAAAGUAUAAAUUAGGCUUAAAAGUUAAAUUCAAGAUGUAGCCUAUUUUAGGGGAAGACAACUAUAAUCCAAAACAUUUAACAAACAUCUUAUAGAACUUAUUUGUAAAUCUCAACCGUCACCCUUUGUUCACUGUUUAAAACCUUAACUGUGUGGUUACUAUGCUGUAGUGUUUAUGUUUAUAGAUUUACAAUGUUCUGAAUAACUGCUUGGCUACAUUUAACCACCAGAGGACUGAGCAAAUGUACCUGUGGACUAGAGUCAGCACGGGCCUCUUUCAACAUCUUCUGGUUAAAACUAUUAUUCUGUUUUAAACUUUUCAUUUGGAGAGAAAAAAGUAAAAGAAGAGUGGUCCACAAUAGGCACUGCAUUUUUCCAGAGCAACACAUUCACGACUGUGCCUGUAUUAAAUAGGAUUGAAAGUACAUAUUAUCCCCUGGAUGUGUUUGUUUUUGAUCCAUACAAUCAACAUUUCCCCGAAACUGUUGUCAUGGAGACGGUAGCGUCGGCAGGGGUCUCAGGAUGAGGAAGCGCUGCUUACAACAUGGCUAGACAGCAAAAUGGCUAGCUAGUAUGCAUGCUAGCCCCAUCAGUGUUUUUCCCCCCCAGCAGCAUGUGUUAUUUCCUAUCUGAGUGUUCUGAAAGAGCUAAUCACGACGGCUAUUUAUGAUCAGCAGGAUGGAUAAUGAUGAUGAUGGGUUGGAGAACCUGAGGCUGCAGUUCCAGGCACUGCAGGCACAGCAGGAGAAGCGUCUGCAGAAACGAAUGGAGAAGAAGAGAGAGAAGGAAACCACCAGCGAACAGGAUGACCUGAAACUUGCAGAGCUGGAUGGCAACACUGCAGACGGUCUGAGCAAAAGAUUACUGCUGGACGAGAAUGAGCAGCUGCAGGAUCAGGUCAGGGAACUUCGUGAUGAGAACAGCAGGCUCUGCAAACUGCUGAAGGAGAAAGACUUUGAGAUUCAACGCCUGAAGAAGAAAAUGGAGGAGGACAAACAGGCUUUAGCAGGCACAGCUGGCAUGACUGGAGACGUGGCUGCCACCAAGAUAGUCCAGCUGGCGAAGAAGAACAGAGAGCUUGCCACUGAGAUUGAGCGAGAGAAGAACAAAGUCAAACAGACCAGCAACCGGGUUAGAGAACUGGAAAAGGAGCUGCAAGGUGCAAUAUCCCUUCAUCUUACUCCUGAGGAAAAGAUGACAUCAAAUCCGCUCCAUUCAAGAUCUACAGAGGGAUUCACGCCAUACAACUCAGAGGUGAAAGCCCUUCAGGACAAACUGGCUUCAGCCAAUUUCAAAAUGACAGAAUAUCGUAAUCAGAUCCAAGCGGUGAAGCAGGAGCUGAAGAUAGCUCAGAAGGUGCUGACCAACGAGGUGGGCGAAGACGUGAGCAUCCAGCAGCUGCUCAGCUCUCCGGGGAACUGGCGUGGGCGCUCCCAGCAGAUCCUGGCCCUUCAGAACAGGGUGCGAGAGCUGGAGCAGCAGUUGGGUCAGGCCACCCACAGGAAGCAGCCAUCUGUACUCAGCCUGGAGGACGAGAUGAUGGGAAGGAACCUCCCACAGCAGGACAGGAACAUCAGCCACCUCCGCGCCAUGGAGCGCGAUAGGAAGGACAUGGUAGAGAAGUUGAACGGAGAUUAUGCGGCCCUUCUACGGGAGCAUGAGGAGCUAAAGAGGAAGUUUGAGGCAUCCAGAGCAAGGAACACGGUCCUGAGCUCUGAAGUGAAGUCCCUCAAGGGCCAGGUCUCCACCUUGCUGGAGAAGGGCAAACACGAUGAUGAGCUGGUGGACGCACUGCUGAAACAGCAGAAGCAGCUGCAGGAGGUUCUGGCACGCCUGAGCCAGCAAGAUAUGCAGACCAAGGAGGCCCAGCAGAACCUGGGGCAGCAGCUGAACAGCGAGGCCCAGCGGCACGGCUCCCUCGUCCAGCAGCUCAAGCACAUGGUGUCCGAGAGGGAGGCCAAAGUCAAAGAGUUGGAGGAGGAGAUCCGACAGCUGUCAUUCAAGAGACAUGAUGGUGAGGAACCGGGUUCCAAGUCUGCUGUGUGUGGUUCCAGACCUCCAACAACAGGGGGCAGUAAGGCUGAGAGGCUGUCCUCUUCCCGAGCUGUUUCCAAACUCGGCCACAAACUCGUGGAGACGGCAACCACAGUGCCUCUGUCGGGAACCAGCUCUGCGGUCGGAUUGCACGAUGCGGAGAUGAAGGCCUUGAAGGCUCAGUGUUGUGAAUACAAAGCCCUCUAUUUGGCUGCCACUGUGGAGAGAGAUAAACUCAUGGAGUUAGUGAAGAUGCGGGAGACCAGGGAGCAAGAGGCCAAGGAGAAGGGCUUGGAGGCGGAGCAGAAGCUCCAAGGGGAGAGGCGGAGGGCCGUGCUCCUGGAGCAGCAGCUGGAGAAGGCCAAGCUGGACGCGGGAAAGGGCGGGGCCGCGGGGAGGACUAGCAACAGGGGCAGAGCAGCAGGCGUGUCAAUCAGCUGCACGGGGCUGUCUGUGAACCAGGCCGACGUGUCCCCCAGGAGUCCUGCAGGCCCAGCAACAGAGGCGCAAGUGAAUGAGCUGAACACCAAGCUGGCCAUUCAGCUGGAUGAGAACGAGGCCCUGAAGGCGGCCCUCCAGAGCACGCUCAAGGCCAAAGAGGAGGACCUGCGUCUCUACAGCGACAUGAUGAGCCAAGUCAAGCACGUCUUCCUGCAGGCUCUGAGGCAGCACAAACAUGACGCUGGCCCCACCAGCUAGCGCCCGCCGCCACUAGUGCCCGCCACUACUGCUGUCACGUGAACCCAAUCGAGCGCAUCCAGAAGUCCUCCGAAGCUCCCAGCUUUUUGUUCUGCCAGACCCAUUGAAGACGUAAUGUGAUCAGGAAGCUCUUUGAUCUGACACAUGUAGAAGCAAGUCAGAUCUGGUGUCCUUUAUAAUAGCCACAAUCGCAGUAACCUAAAAAUAUAAAGGGUAUGAUUUGGAGUUUGUAGACAACAGACCUUCAGUAAGAACCAAUAAGUCAGGUUGUUGAGGACUUCCAGAAACAUAAACAGAUAUUAUUGCGCCUUUCAAAAAUGCUCAAGUCUCAAUUAUUUUACUAAAUACUGUUAUUGUGUGCAGUUAGAUGUGUGUUUCUAUGGCAGCGUAUCUGUCCUGGCGCCUGUAAUUAUGUAAAACAAGUUUCAGGUCUACCACUCAAGUCUCUGCAGGAUUUAUUAAGUAGAGUGCACUCUGGCCUUAACUCAGAAACUAAUUAUUAUGGAUGAAAACAAAUGCUGCACAGCUACUGUUUUCCUAUUACCAGUUAAAAAGAGAGAAGCAACAAGGUGCUUAAAGAACAGAUUUACAUUUUUUUUAUUUUUGGUGAGGGGGAACUUGCAUUGUAAAGCUAUAGCACUGUACUGUAGUUUUACAGAGGGUGCUUGCUGGAACCAUGUGCGAACUGUGAUAAGAUACUGUUUCUAAUCUAGAUCCUUUUAGGCUCUCGGUGUUGUUUAAAUGUAUGUAUUACAUUACAUUACAUUACAUUACAUUACAGGCAUUUGGCAGACGCUCUUAUCCAGAGCGACGUACAACAAAGUGUAUAACCAUAACCAGGAACAAGUAAUGUAUGUUACUCCAAAGAAAAUGCUGUGUGUUUAUUUUUUCCACUGUUUCUCAACUUGAUGCUAAAUUACUGUGUUUAGCUGUUCUAUAACGGUGAAUAUAACCAUGAUUGUCUUGUAAGCUGUCCUGGGCAGGAACAUCUGCUACGCGAAUAAACAAAUGCUCAGGCAAAUAUUUG